Molecule: messenger RNA, 1824 nt
Organism: Saccostrea cuccullata (small rock oyster)
Lineage: Eukaryota; Metazoa; Mollusca; Bivalvia; Ostreida; Ostreidae
Product: multiple epidermal growth factor-like domains protein 10
Exons: 9
Coding region: 144-1292 (382 amino acids)
Molecular function (GO): scavenger receptor activity
Source: RefSeq, a predicted model, not a curated record
CAGUUUCCGUUACAUCUGUCCGAUCCAUAUUAUGUCUCAUCACCUUAGAUGUAAUUGAGGAAGUCACAUGCAGAAAUAGUUUCUACGGAAGGAACUGCAGUUUUCCCUGUGAACAUUGUGCUAAAAACAAAACAUGUGAUCACAUGACAGGUUCUUGCCCUUCUGGUCUCUGUGAACGAGGAUGGAAGAAUGCUAGUGAUAAAAGAUGUAAUGAAGAGUGUGAUAACGGAACUUUUGGGUUACAUUGCCGAUCGAAAUGCAGCGGACACUGUGCAGGGGGUUUAUCAUGCAACAAAGUGACCGGAAGUUGUCCUGAAGGGUGUGAGGAUGGAUGGAUUAAUUCGUACUGCAAUGAAACAUGCAGAAACAAUUUCUACGGAGAGAACUGUAGUUUUCCGUGUGGACAUUGCGCAAACAACGCGAAAUGUGACCACGUGACUGGAUCCUGUCCUUUUGGUCUUUGUAAACGAGGAUGGAAAAAUACCAGUGAAAAAAGAUGUAAUGAAGAGUGUGAAAACGGAACCUUUGGGUCUAAUUGCCAAUCGAAAUGCAGUGGACAUUGUGCUGGAGAAAUACCAUGCAACAAGGUGGACGGAUUUUGUACUCAAGGGUGUGCAGUUGGAUGGAUUAAUCCGUAUUGCAAUGAUACAUGCCAAACAAAUUUCUAUGGAAAGAACUGUAGUUGUUCCUGUGGACAUUGCGCAAACAACGCAACAUGCGAUCACGUGACAGGUUCAUGUCCUUCCGGUCUUUGUAAACGAGGAUGGAAAAAAAACAGUGAUAAAAGAUGUGAUGAAGAAUGUGAAAAUGGAACCUUUGGGUCAAAUUGCCAAUCGAAAUGCAGUGGACACUGUGUAGGGGGAUUGCCAUGCAACAAGGUCGAUGGACUUUGCACUGAAGGGUGUGCAUUUGGAUGGAUUAAUCCGUAUUGUAAUGAUACUAUCAAACGGGCAUCAGAGUGCAAUUCAAACCAAUUAGUCAGGUCAUCUUUGUAUGGAACAAUAGCUGCACUCUUUUUAAGUAUACUCCUUAACAUUUUUCUUAUUGUCAGAAAUGCCAAAAAAGCUUUUUACAUGAGACAAAGAUCAAAAAAGGGAAAUAAGGAGCAGGAUUCGACGAUAGAAACCUACGUUACUGUUCCGGGAAGGAUUGAAGAAAACACAGCAUAUCAAGAAUUAACUGUACAAUUAAAUAAUUCCUGGAUUAAUGACACAGAAGAAAGUAAUGCAGGUUAUCAAGAACUUGGACAAUCGAGCCAACCCUCUCAUUAUGAGGAACUAAAGCAAUUUUAGGUCGAGGGUUGACCAUCUGUGUGUUACUUUUGACUUAGCAACCUUCAUUGACAGAAUUGAAAUUAAAACCAGCGUCCAUGUAGUUAUUAAUUUAUGAAAACGUUUAAUGCUUAUACGAAAUUUUGAAUUAAUCUUUUAAGCGUGAUAUUAAAGCAAUUGCAAUUGUUUCCAUUGAGAUGUCGUGAAAUAUUAACACCGCGACUAAUGACUUAAAGUAUGUUGCUAUGAAAAAGCAAGGGAUUCUAAAAUAUUCAAGUUUUGCUUAGUUUUGUGACUGAUAUAUAUAUAUAUAUAUUUAAUUUUGUUAUCGUUUCUUUUGUUCUCUUGUAUAGAAAUAAGAACUUCAUUACAUUUUACUAAGCAUGAAAGAUGUCUGGUACUCUGAUAAAAUGUUUUCAUAACUAUAUAUUUAAAUGUACUGAAUUAACCCACAAGAGGAAUGAAAAAGGAAAAAGUUGUUUUAAUACGAGAGAGAGAGAGAGAGAGAGAGAGAGAGGAAUAUACAUGAAUUUACAUGUGCAUGUACAGCAUA